Molecule: messenger RNA, 4734 nt
Organism: Saccharomyces mikatae IFO 1815
Lineage: Eukaryota; Fungi; Ascomycota; Saccharomycetes; Saccharomycetales; Saccharomycetaceae
Gene: IML1
Product: GTPase-activating protein IML1
Exons: 1
Coding region: 1-4734 (1577 amino acids)
Biological process (GO): intracellular signal transduction; positive regulation of autophagy; negative regulation of TORC1 signaling
Cellular component (GO): GATOR1 complex
Molecular function (GO): GTPase activator activity
Source: RefSeq, a predicted model, not a curated record
AUGUUUGCUAGAUUGCAUGGAAAGAAACAAAGGCCAAUUUCUUCCAUCAAUACACAAACUCCAAGGACUAGCAAUACUACGCAUGCGAAUAGUAUAUCCUUAUCAUCGGGUAAUUUAAUAGUUGGUUCAAAAAGAAAUUUGAGAGAACAAAGAGACCAGAGGACUUCUAAUAGAAACCUAAUUUCAGACAAGAAGACUAACGAUAAUGAUAAUAACAACAAUUACAACAAAGAGCAGCUCCAUCGCCAUCGCAGCGCGGGACUUAAAAUAAGGCCACAUCAAGCUGAAUUAGGAUAUCAUGAAUCUCGGUUUUCAGAAAAUCUAGUGAUGCUAAACCUGAUUGAAUUUCCAGACAUAAAACCUGGAAAUUUGGUAGAACUAAGAACAUAUCAUAAAAAUCCAUCUGCUUCGAACGGAGAUAAGAAGAUCUAUUUUAUAGCAAAAGAUUUUGAUGAAGAGACUAAAAGAAGAGCAAAAACAUCUAAUGUUUCAGUGCUUUCCGGUCAAUUGCAGACUCUGUUAGAUUUGCCUUCUAGAUCUAGAAUAUGGAUAAAAUUGAAACCAAACAAAGCUGACCUACAGGCAGAUGUAGUAGAAUUCAAUAUAAAGGACUGUUUACUAAAUAGAGGUGACAUGUGGGUUUUAUCAUCUAAGUUGGUAGACACAUGUGUGUUUAUGGAUCAAAGGUUGGCAUUUUUAGAUUCUAUCAGAGGUACUAUCAAAGGAAUUUAUCGAAAUGGUAAGAAGAUUGUCUCGGGAUAUAUAUCUGAACAAACAAGAAUAAUUUUUCGAUCUGAAUCUGCUAGACUAAUUUUUUUGAUUCAGAUUACUGAUGAAAUGUGGAACUUCGAAGAAACUGGUGAACAAUUGUUUCAAAAGAUGGUCAAUUCUUUCUUUCCGAAAAUUUUUAAAAAGUGGAAGGAUAUAGACACUCAUCACACAAUCACGAUAGCGUUUGCUAUAUCAAUGGAUUUGUCUGAUACUUCGUUUAAGGACUUGAAGCCUGGAGAAUCUUUGAAAAAUUCAAAAGAUUAUUUUAGAAUAGUUGUAGAUCAAGUGAGUAUUAUCCAUUGGGUGGAUAUUAUGGAAACAUUAAGAGAGGAAUUCAUGGAAAUCAGAAAGGAUUUGUUAAAUAAGCAAACAGAUAAGGGUUACAGUGUAGCUAAUGGAAGAUUUUCGCCUGUCAUCAAAUCAAACUUUCUCGAACUAGUCAAUUUCGCCACAACAAUUCUAACUGAUCCUUUCAAGCAAUUGGAUCUAAGACAUACCACAACACACGUUAUGAUCAUUUCACCAGGAUCGGGGUUAUUUGAUGUAGAUUAUAGUCUAUUAAGGCUAACAGGAAAAAAACUGCUUUCUCUUGAAAUGACUAUGGAUUUAAUCUGUCUUUCAAAAGCUCCAUUACAUAUUGUGCCUCUUUUUAGGUACCGGGACUUUGAGAACCAACUUCAUCAUUGCGUGCCGCUUUGGUUGAGUGUUUUCUUUUGGAACGAUCAUGCGAAAAAGAGUAAUUCAGAAUGGACUCCAAGAUGUAAAAUUUAUGAUUUACAGAUGAUGGGGAUUACAGAAAACGAACUUAUUCAGGAGGUAGACGUUGAAUAUUUGCAGCUGAACAAGAAAGUUAAAUCGCUAUCAGAGUUUAUGAAUGAUUACGACAAAAAUGCUUUUGAGGUGAGAAUUUUACCAGUUAACUCUAAUAAAAAACUAUCCAAUAGGUUAAAUUCGAAGUUUGACACUGUAUUUGAGGAUGAUGUGGUUUUGAACACGAGAAAAAUUCCAGCAACGGCAACAACAAUACACGGUAAUACAAAAUUUAUAUGGAGAGCUCCAAAAUCUGCCAAUCCAGCUAUAAAGGACGUUCAAAAACCAAACGUAAUACCAGAUUUAUCGAUAAAAAUGAUAGAGGCAUCUACUCAUGACGACUACAAUACAACAAAUGAUAAAAUCAAUACUCCUAUUCCUUCUAACAACAACGAUCUCGAAAUGAGUGACUCGUUGGUUUCUCUAAGAUCUGGCAAUAACCAAAAUACAUCUUUAGCGCUGGAUUCGCUAAAAGGACUAAGCAAAAGGAACUCACUGAAAGAUUUUACUCAAAGAGUUAUCACAAAGUUUAUUUCUAAUAUGGAUACUACUACUAAAAAUAAAGAAAUAAAGGCAACAUUAGUUAAAGAUGUUAAAGAUAGCUCUCUAACAGAUACAAAAAUACCAAUGCCACCAUCUUCUGAUAAUAAGAUAAAUAGUAUAAAGUUACAAAACAAGGAGUUGAUAGAUGAUAAUGUCAUCAAUAAUCGUGGAAAUCUGAUUAUCAAGAAAAACCUGUCCAUUUUUGGAUUACCUGGUAAGGAAACCAUAAGUGGUUCGCCCUCUUCGUAUCUGGGAUCAUCACAUACCAGAACUUCCUCCAAAUUUUCCAGUAUGUCUGACAAGGUUGCAUUUAUUGCAGAAGGCCAAAAAUUAAAAUCUGAGAACCCGAACAGUUAUAGCUUUUUACAACGAUUCAAACAUCCUUUAAAUGACACUUGGGUCGAUAUCGAAAGUCCGUCAAUUCCUGUCAGUAAUGAAUUUGCCAACGAAUUAUUACCCAUACGUUGGAAAGAUGUAUGGCCAAAACAAGUGGCCAGAAAAUAUAGCAAGUGGAGAUCUUUUACAACACCAGCAGAACUACCAAUUACAAUUUCUGAUUUCCCAUCCAAGGACGAUUUUGAGAGGAACUUUAUCUUCAGGAAUCAUUCUGUAACUUUGAACACUGAUCGAGAACAGUAUAAUCAAACAUACAAAGACUUAUUGCGGGAUAUGAUCUACAUGCGUUUGCUGACUGGCUUCCAAAUCUGUGUGGGACGACAAGUAGAAAAAAUUGAACUUUCCAGGGAAAGUGAUGAAAGUGAAACUGUAGUCAAUAAGUAUCUAGACUUCAGUCGAUACAGUUCUUUCAAGCUCUAUCUAAUGAUCGAUUCUGAGAUACAUAGAAUAACAUGCUCCUCGAGUGGAAUUAUUGAUGUAGAGAGAUAUUUGAGAAAUGAUGAAACGAACUUGUUUGAUCAAGUUCCUAGUUAUACACCUUUAGUUAAGACAAGGUAUGAGAACGCAUUCCGUGAUGCUAUGAUUGAUCCACUCCAUGUUAAAAGGAAAUCUCUUAACUGGAAUCAAAUUGAUCAGGUCCUAGCAGGUUAUGGUGAUUACUUAAUAGAUAGGAAAUGGCACGGAUUUAGGGCUAAAUACGUGGUCUUACCAACAGAUAUUCCGCCGAAUACUUAUUCCAUGGUCAUCAAUGGAAAGAGCGAAACUUUGAACCCCGAAGAAAUAAGAGUUGAAGGGUUGAGAAGAUUAAUUGGCUCAAUUACGAGGGCAAGAUUAAGAACAGGAAAGGAGAAACAAAGAAGAAAGACCAAAAGAGAAGAAAUACAGCCUGAAGUUAUGUUCUACACUGGCCCACUCUAUAGCUUCAUUAAUGAGCAACAAAUAUCUUUAGAAAGCUCUGCUAUAAAUUUCAAAGAUUCUAUUUUUGUAAACGAUAGCAAUCUUUUGAAUAAAAAUGUGGAAUUAUCCAAACUAGCGUAUCAAAUUCAACGCGGUGAAGAUCGUAUUAAUUUGGUUAACAGAAAAUGGCACUGGAAAAAGCAUGACAAAUGCUUCGUUGGCUCAGAGAUGGUUAAUUGGCUGAUAAGAAACUUUUCUGAUAUAGAUACUCGAGAGGACGCAAUUAAAUACGGACAAAAGAUCAUGAAAGAGGGACUGUUUGUUCACGUAUUGAACAGGCACAAUUUUUUGGACGGUCAUUACUUCUAUCAAUUUGCACCUGAGUACGGAAUAGACACAAACAAAUUGGAAAAAACGAAUUCUCAUCGCUCCACGUUAUCCGAUCCAAAGCUGAUGCUGAGGAAAGCUUCCACCGGUAGCUCAAAUGAUCCGGGCGCUAUGACUCCCUUCUCUACAGCAGUACCUGCUAUGAGUACUUCGAACGUCUCUGUUACCGACAGCAAGGAACCAUCACGCCCGAUCUUAAUGCUAAGUAACUCCCUUGUUAUUGAUGUCGAUCCUGCGGGCAAAUCCACAAAGCAAGAAUCGUGUACUGUACAUUAUGACAGGGUUCAUAAUCCUGAUCACUGUUUCCAUAUAAGAUUGGAAUGGUUGACUACGACCCCAAAAUUAAUUGACGACUUGGUUGGGAACUGGUCUAGGUUAUGUGAAAGGUACGGUUUGAAAAUGAUUGAAAUCCCUUGGGAAGAACUUUGCACCAUCCCUUCGGUUAACCCAUUUCACUCUUUUGUCGAAAUUAGGUUAGCUAUCAACCCUUGGGACGAUCCGGAAUUCAAAGAUAGAGAGCUUUUUGCUAAAAGCAAAUUUUACUAUCACGUUUAUCUUCUGAAAGCAUCUGGAUUUUUACUAGAUAACAGGGCAUCCAAAUUUUUGCAAAAUCAAGAUAUAGAGUUUGAUAUCAUGUAUUCAUGGGGAAAACCACAGUUCAAGUACGUUCAAUAUAUUCAUCAUACCGGUGCUUACGUUGCAGAACUGAGGGAAAACGGCUGUCUGUUUUUAGCUCCCAAUAACAUUUAUAUAUCUAGAGUGAAUCCAGGAAAUAUAAUUGGGAAGAUUCAUUCCUCAUCGACCUUUUCAUUAGAUGCUCAAAAGGUUAUUCUAGAUUUCAAAUCAACUUGUUUAGAUUAUCAGAAAUUAAGGUCAAUCUUCUUGGAUGCAAAGGAAAUGUGGAUUACAGGGAAAAUUGUAGAGGACUGA